AUGGGCACUUUGCGGGAUUUACAGUACGCGCUGCAGGAGAAGAUCGAGGAGCUGCGGCAGCGGGAUGCGCUCAUCGACGAGCUGGAGCUGGAGUUGGACCAGAAGGACGAACUGAUCCAGAAGCUGCAGAACGAGCUGGACAAGUACCGCUCCGUGAUCCGGCCCGCCACCCAGCAGGCGCAGCAGCAGAGCGCCGGCACCUUGCAGGGGGAGCAGAGGACCAAGCGGCAGGCGAUCUCGGCCGAGCCCACCGCCUUUGACAUCCAGGAUCUCAGCCACGUCACCCUCCCCUUCUACCCCAAGAGCCCACAGUCCAAGGAGCUAAUAAAGGAGGCGAUCCUUGACAAUGACUUCAUGAAGAAUCUGGAACUGUCUCAGAUCCAAGAGAUUGUGGAUUGUAUGUAUCCCGUGGAGUAUGGCAAAGACAGCUGCAUCAUCAAGGAAGGAGAUGUGGGUUCCCUGGUGUAUGUCAUGGAAGAUGGGAAGGUUGAAGUGACAAAAGAAGGUGUGAAGCUGUGCACCAUGGGACCUGGCAAAGUAUUUGGGGAGUUAGCCAUCCUCUACAAUUGCACCCGAACAGCAACUGUCAAAACUCUCGUAAAUGUGAAACUUUGGGCUAUUGAUCGGCAAUGUUUUCAAACAAUAAUGAUGAGGACAGGCCUCAUCAAGCAUACUGAGUAUAUGGAAUUUUUAAAAAGUGUUCCCACAUUCCAGAGCCUUCCUGAGGAGAUACUUAGUAAGCUUGCAGAUGUCCUUGAAGAGACACACUAUGAAAGCGGAGAGUAUAUUAUACGACAAGGUGCUCGAGGGGACACUUUCUUUAUAAUCAGCAAAGGAAAGGUGAAUGUUACUCGUGAAGACUCCCCCAGUGAAGAUCCGGUCUUUCUCCGUACUCUAGGGAAGGGAGAUUGGUUUGGAGAAAAAGCCCUUCAAGGGGAGGAUGUCAGAACAGCCAACGUCAUUGCGGCUGAAGCGGUAACUUGUCUGGUGAUAGACAGAGACUCCUUCAAACAUCUGAUUGGCGGCCUAGAUGACGUUUCCAAUAAAGCCUAUGAAGAUGCAGAAGCAAAAGCAAAAUACGAAGCCGAAGCUGCCUUCUUCGCCAACCUGAAACUGUCUGAUUUCAACAUCAUUGACACCCUUGGAGUCGGAGGGUUUGGACGAGUUGAGCUGGUCCAGUUGAAAAGCGAAGAAUCGAAAACGUUUGCCAUGAAAAUACUGAAGAAACGUCACAUCGUGGACACGAGGCAGCAGGAGCACAUCCGCUCGGAGAAGCAGAUCAUGCAGAGCGCGCACUCGGACUUCAUCGUGAGGCUCUACAGGACAUUCAAGGACAGCAAGUACCUGUACAUGCUGAUGGAAGCCUGUCUAGGUGGAGAGCUCUGGACAAUUCUCAGGGACAGAGGUUCGUUUGAGGAUUCGACGACCAGGUUUUACACGGCAUGCGUGGUCGAAGCUUUUGCCUAUUUGCAUUCCAAAGGGAUCAUUUAUAGGGACCUCAAGCCAGAAAACCUCAUUCUGGAUCAUCGAGGUUAUGCCAAACUGGUCGAUUUUGGCUUUGCAAAGAAAAUAGGAUUUGGAAAGAAAACAUGGACUUUUUGUGGAACUCCGGAGUACGUAGCCCCCGAGAUCAUCCUGAACAAAGGUCACGACAUUUCGGCAGACUACUGGUCACUGGGAAUCUUAAUGUAUGAACUCCUGACUGGCAGUCCCCCUUUCUCAGGCCCAGACCCCAUGAAGACCUAUAACAUCAUAUUAAGGGGAAUAGACAUGAUUGAAUUUCCAAAGAAGAUUGCCAAAAAUGCUGCUAAUUUAAUUAAAAAACUAUGCAGGGACAAUCCAUCAGAAAGAUUAGGGAACUUGAAAAAUGGAGUGAAAGAUAUCCAAAAGCACAAAUGGUUUGAAGGCUUUAACUGGGAAGGGUUACGAAAAGGGACACUGACACCUCCUAUCAUACCAAGUGUUGCAUCUCCAACAGACACAAGCAAUUUUGACAGCUUCCCGGAGGACAGUGAUGAACCGCCCCCUGACGACAACUCAGGAUGGGACAUAGAUUUUUAAUGUAUUUCUCUUACCUGCUUCUGCCUUGCUGAAGACAGCUUCCUGGGACAUGGCUGCCAGCGAAACCGAAAGAAUUGGGGAGGAUUAGUGCUCGGGGUCACCAUGAUGCCUUGAUUGAUGCUGCUACAGUAACUACAGUGGCAUUAGGACUUAUUGCUUAGAUGACAAUAGUGCUCUUCAUGUUUUAUGUUCGAACUUAAAAUAGCAGUUGACAUGGUGGUCCUGACGCAAAGCCUUUCACCAGUAAAGAAAUAUGUUUUCUAUCACUGCGACGAUCUUGCUACGCUCUUAAUUAUAAAAGUCGAGAGAUACGUAGUGUAAGACGCACUUAAUUCUAGCUGCAAGGUACUGGCUUUAUCAGUAGGAUCAAUAGUAAUUUAUUAAGUGCUGUAGCUAAAUACAGUGCAGGAUUUGGGCUACUCCCACCCUCCGAACUCCGUAGGUCUUCUACUGUAGGCCAGUGUAGGAGCAAAGGAGGACCACAACGGUACUGGUCAAAGAGUUCAUGUCAAAGCAGUGGUAAAAUUUGUCCUUUUUCUUUCCGAGCAGUAUUCAUGACAAGACUGAAUGUUACCUUUCCUCUUUAUUUUUGAGAAUUUUUUUUUUUAGCCUGGUGAAACAAAAGCACAACUGCUCUAGAUGCUGUUAAGGCAGAUAUGGGUCGCUUCUCUCGUACAGCUGAGAACAUACUGUAACACGACGUUUGGGGUUGUUUUUCCUUUCCCUUGGUACAAAUACAUAACUGCAUGAAAAAAAAUCAUAAAAUUAAUCCAUUUUACAUAUAAAAUAGUGCUUAAAUAAUGGUCCUGUAAUAAAGCGACAGCAGCCCACUGGUCUUAUUGAUUAGCUAUUAGGCAUAAAACUAAGCUUAACUUUUACCUUUUUAGAACCCAAAGGGAAAACCUAAGACCCGUAAUGUACUUUAUAGGUGCUAUGUACAUCCCUCGUCUGUGAAUAUACCUAUUCAGUCAACCACCAUUUCAGAAAUAUGUAGCAAGAGGCAUCGUUCUCCAUCACGCUCUUAGAUGAUUUUACGUCUCCGUGUCUGCAUCUUUUCUGCAUAUAGUACGAAGCUAAUUAAAAUAAAAGGUGGUACUGGGCCAGUUUGCUGGCUCUGUUGGUAAUAUUGCCCAUAAAAAUGUAAUCCUCAUGCCUCACCAGAGUAAGGAGCUCCACAGGAAAGUCAGUGGAAUUAAAUGGAAAACCGACACUGGAUGUGUUCGUGCGAGGCCUCCGUGUCUCCGGUGUACCGGGUCCCCAGUGACUGUGUUUAAGGCACGGGGCUGGCUAGAGCCGAGUCGGCUCGUAUGGAAAAAAGAGCUGGGGAAAACAAUAUUAUCGUGUGUACGCCUUUCACUUCCACUGCUUUUCCUUUGCUUGAGUACAGUCUCUUCUGAUUUAUAGGACGUAACAGAGGAAUCCUGUCCUGGAUGCCUGUUUGUUGCGUAUACAUGGGACUAAAAGUUUAUCCCAUCGUACCAACAAGAAACAUCAGCUUUCAGUCUCUGUAACAGACCCCAGCAAAUUAGCAGAUGCUGCCCCGUUUCAUCUCAGAGCUGCCAAGAGCUGUUGUGUACGCUGGAAGUCGAAAGAUCAACUUUUGCUGAAAAGUCAUUCAUGUGACUUUUGCCUACCUAGUACGCAGAAAAUGUAUGUUUUAACAGUAAAAAAUUAUUUCCCCGAUGCUAAAUCCCAGCUCUUUCCCAUGUUCCUAAUGAAAGCGACUUAAUAGAGCGUAUUAAAAAGGUAUUUUCUCCCGUUCUUUGACAGCAUUGACAAUGUCUGCUGUUCGCCAGCAAACUAAAGAGCUCGGUCAUCGCGACGCCUUUGAAACCAGUCGGUGUCGCUGAAUUUCCUUCUUGAUUUUCCAAAGGGUGAGGCAACACCGUCGGCACAGUAACUUCAGGUUAUUUCCGCUAUUCAUUAAUCACUAAAACCUUGUUUGCCUUCAAAACCAUAGGGAAAAGACAGUAACUACGUCUCCCGGGAAUUACUCGUAGAGGGCAAAUACACGCUCGCUUUUCAGCCUUUAUCUGAGGGAUGGCAGCGGCUGAAAGCCGAUGCUGAGUACUAGGGCUAAAAUAAUCCCUAGGCAUCGUAGCAAACCGGCUGCUGCCUAAAAGCCGAAUUCUUUACUCGCAUCCGCCUGGUUUUUCACUCGACGACACGGCGACAUCGGAGGAGAAAACUUGUUGCGGUUGGUAACUUCCUACAGAAGAACAUAGAGAGGAGUUUGUCCCAAAAUGAUGACAUUUAGUAGCUGAGAUGCAGCUGUCAGUCAAGGGGUUGCCGGGAGGAAAGACUAUCACGACGAUUUGGGGGGCAACCCAAAAAUGUUACGGGAAGAAGGUUUUAAAAUGGGCUGAUGAGUUGUUUUUCUUCCUUCCUAUCCCUUUUUCCUUGUGCCAAGCACGGCAAUUAAUACCUGCGGCGUGCGGCACGCGCUGUACCUAAUGUAAGUUUAUUUUGCUAUCGGACACCUCCCUCGACUUUCAUCACCUUUCCUAGGCAUACUUUAAACAACGUACUUAGCAUAUGUAUAUGAUAAACGCCUUCAUUUAUAAGUAAUAUAUUUGAGUUGCAUUAGAGAGAGAGAGAUAUAUUCACAACAACGGAUCGCCUCUGUGUUUCCACUUACUGUCCUUUCUUCUUUGUCUCCUUUUUUAAUAUAUGGGACGACGGCGUAUUUACGUAAGGGGAUGUCGGCUCCCGUAUUUAAACCGAGUGUAUUAAGAUGGGUGUCGUUAAGACACAGACGAUCCGUAGCUUCUCACAGCGCUGCAUUACCCAUAGCAAACUCUUAUUUAACAACAGGACCACGAGCGAAUAUUUAUGUAAAUAGGUAUUUUCGUGUUGAUAUUUUGUGGUACACAUAAUAACUUUUUCUUUUAGAGUUCCAUGGCAUUAUUACUUCAUUUCCUUAUUUGUAAUGUAAUGUUUUUAGCUCAAGGUAGACUUGAAUUAAUGUCAUAAUUGUCAGUAUUAUUAAACUUUAUGUCAGCUGUACUGUUAACUCAUCUGUCCCAUAGUUUUAGAACAUGACUAGCUAUCUGGCAUUGUUGCAAGUGCCUUAAAUCCAUGGCAUCCUAUAAAAACAAAAAAUUACAAAUUUGGUGUUAUGCUGCAUGACAAAGACAAACACACCUCAAAAUGUCGUCCUUUCUUAGCUUGCUGCGUUUUACAGUUCUUUCUGCUACCGAUUUCUAAGCCUUUGUUAUAUAAUAUUGAUGAAUUACAGAAAUGAUGAAGUCGUUCUCUUAUUUCUGUUCAAUGUACCAGAGCUGUGUAUCUGUUAAUGAGAUACAGAGUCAUUUCUGUGAAAUGUAUAAAUGUUAUGUGCGGGUCAAAUUAAUAUAUGACAUCCUAUCAGUCCGUAGACAGGUAUUCCUGUUUUGCUAAGCUGUGCAGAUUCAACCCAUCGUGCCGUCCAGCGCCAACCUCCCGUCUCACACAAACCCCUUUAGAAAUCUCC
Gymnogyps californianus (California condor) is the source of this 5533-nucleotide messenger RNA. It is a transcript of the gene PRKG1, whose product is annotated as protein kinase cGMP-dependent 1. Gene Ontology annotation, biological process: protein phosphorylation. The transcript is spliced from 18 exons. The coding region runs from base 1 to 2061 and encodes 686 amino acids. NCBI's taxonomy places the organism in Eukaryota, Metazoa, Chordata, Aves, Accipitriformes, Cathartidae. Gene Ontology annotation, molecular function: cGMP-dependent protein kinase activity; ATP binding. The record is from RefSeq and is a predicted model, not a curated record.